This is a messenger RNA of Notothenia coriiceps (black rockcod), 1002 nucleotides long. RefSeq names its product WD repeat domain 45B (gene wdr45b). NCBI's taxonomy places the organism in Eukaryota, Metazoa, Chordata, Actinopteri, Perciformes, Nototheniidae. The record is from RefSeq and is a predicted model, not a curated record. The transcript has 8 exons. Bases 142 to 987 code for a protein of 281 amino acids. Gene Ontology annotation, molecular function: protein binding.
CAGCUCUCUCCAAGCAGGAACAAGCCUCAGUGGUUUUUCCACCGUAGGAAUGGUAGCGUUAGCAGGUUAGCUCUUCGGGCAUCAGCUGUAGGAUUCAUUUACUUGUUAACGCUCCUUAGAUUUCGGUUUUCCUGUUAGAUAAUGAAUUUACUGCCAUCUAAUCCUCACGGGAAUGGGCUCCUCUAUGCUGGAUUCAACCAGGAUCAUGGAUGCUUUGCCUGCGGGAUGGAGAACGGGUUCCGUGUGUACAACACAGAUCCUCUUAAAGAGAAGGAGAAGCAAGAGUUCCUGGAGGGGGGGGUCGGCCAUGUGGAGAUGCUGUUCAGGUGUAACUAUUUAGCACUAGUGGGAGGAGGGAAGAAGCCAAAGUACCCAACCAACAAAGUGAUGAUCUGGGAUGACCUGAAGAAGAAGACAGUAAUUGAGAUUGAGUUCUCAACAGAAGUGAAAGCAGUGAAGCUUCGGCGUGACAGGAUCGUGGUGGUCCUGGACUCAAUGAUCAAAGUCUUCACCUUUACCCACAACCCCCAUCAGCUGCAUGUGUUCGAGACCUGCUAUAAUCCCAAAGGUCUGUGUGUGCUGUGUCCCAACAGCAACAACUCCCUGCUGGCCUUCCCUGGCACUCACUCAGGCCACGUGCAGAUAGUGGACCUGGCCAACACAGAGAAGCCCCCGGUGGACAUCCCUGCCCACGAGGGGGCGCUGUGCUGCAUUGCUCUAAAUCUGCAGGGUACAAGGAUAGCUACUGCAUCAGAAAAAGGGACUCUGAUCAGGAUCUUUGACACAUCUGCAGGGCAGCUCAUACAGGAGCUGAGGCGUGGCUCUCAGGCAGCUAGCAUCUACUGCAUUAAUUUCAACCAGGAUGCGUCUCUGAUCUGUGUGUCCAGUGACCAUGGCACCGUGCACAUCUUUGCUGCAGAGGACCCCAAAAGGAACAAACAGUCCAGGUCAGUCUUUGCUGAAGGCUUUGAAAUGUUUUCUGAGUGAACCGCCUACAGCGUC